Molecule: messenger RNA, 1456 nt
Organism: Aplysia californica (California sea hare)
Lineage: Eukaryota; Metazoa; Mollusca; Gastropoda; Aplysiida; Aplysiidae
Product: dentin sialophosphoprotein
Source: RefSeq, a predicted model, not a curated record
AUGAGAGUAACGACCAGGCAGACGAACUUGCGGCCGAGAGGGAUGCGAACCUCAAGGUGUUGGAGCAGGUGGUGGGCAAAGCUACCCUGGACCAGUUUACUCAGAAGAUCAAGAGAAACACCAAGCACAUCGUUGACAUGAACUCUGUUCGCUUCGACCCCACCAAAGUGUCCACGCCCAACCCACCGACGGACAGAGCAGAGCGGAGAAAGGUUCCGACGUCCACCGUUCAUGUGGAACACGACAUGAACGAGAGGCGCUUCGAUCCCACGACCUUCAGCGGCCCGUCUGUUCACAGAGGAACUGACGUAACCCCGCAGAAACUGAGGACACGAGAUGCUGCGAGUUGUGAGACAUCGCCCACCGCGUCACAGACGUCGCAGAGCCACAAGGGGGAGCAACUGAAGCACAAACAGCUCAAUGAGGAAGGGUCGGGCCAUUCUUCAUCGUCUGACGAUAACGAUGAGGAGGAAGAGAAAGACACGGGAAAAGUUGACAGCUCUAAGAAGUCACUCCCAGGUCCCGCGACUAAAGCAAAGAAGACAAAGUCCAAGAAGGUCAAGGUCACAGAGAAGCCGAGCGGUGUGGAGACAUCAGCGAAGUCAAAGGCCGUGUUGUCGUCGUCGCUGCUCAAUCUGUUCAAGAAGAAAGACGACUCGGAGGAGGGGGGGACCGGAGGGUUUUCCUUGCUGGAUCAGUUUGACCGGUCGGGACCGGACGUCAGGUCGGGCGUGGUGAAGGCUGGAGAGAAAGGUCGUGCCAGCAGUCAGGGUGCCACAGCUCCCCUCUCCGGUCUGCUCAGGCCCCCGGCCACAGGAUCUGCCGUGUCGUCUUCUGCCACGGGUGGGACUACAGUGACGGAGGAGAGCAGCGACGACUCGGGAGAUGAAGAGGAUGAUGACUCUAGUGAUGAAAGUGGAAAUGUUGUGGAGACAAAGGACGAUGAAGACAGUGAUGAAGAGGAUGAUGACGAUGAAAGUGACAGCGAUGAUGCUGACCUCAGCAAAGAUGAUGACAGGGGGCCGUCUAGUCAAACACGUCCAUCGACUUUCGAUCUGCUGAGUAAAAAGGAUGAGAGCGACGGAGAGAGUGGCGAAGACGAUGAAGAAGUGGAGCCUAUGGCAGAUGAUGAGGCAGGGAUGGAAUGUGACGACGGGAUUGGGGCAGAGCUGAAAAACGCAGGUGGCGUGGACGUCAGGUUCAACAAAGACAAGUGGAUGGAGAGAUGGAACGAGAUCAGACCGGUGCUUGUGAAGAUGUACAAGAAGAAGCACAAAGAUGCGGUCAAGAGCAGGAGAGCCCAGAGUGAGAUGAAGCGCAGGAAGGAGUUCUCCAAGAACGCCAAGAAAAACGCCUGGUUUCGACGCAAAAGAUGACAUAUUUCUGUGAAAUCUGUAGAUUCGAAUCACUUCAUUUUGCCUGUCAUGGAAGAAGUAAACGUGUUCAGACUGCUACA